AUGGAGGGCCAUCUAAAAAUGUCCACCACCAAUGGUGCCCCUCCUCCUCUUCACACCGUUAAGCCCUUGCGCAGAACAAUCUUCAACCGUGUGUUUGCUACAAUUUAUGCUCUUGCCAUUUUAACUCUGCUCUGUUACCAUGCUAAAACGCUCAUCUACUCCACAACCCUACUCUCUUUCCUUAUAAUCCUUUCCCUUUUAAUCUCCGACCUUGUUCUUGCGUUCAUGUGGGUGAACACACAGACUUUUCGCAUGUAUCCGGUCUAUCGUAAGGAAUUCCCUGAAAACGUCGAAAAAGUCGUGAAAAGAAGUGAUUUUCCAGCUUUGGAUGUGUUUAUAUGCACUGCGGAUCCAUAUAAGGAGCCGCCAAUUGGUGUAGUGAAUACGGCUUUAUCUGUAAUGGCUUAUGACUAUCCAACAGAGAAGAUUUCAGUCUAUGUGUCUGAUGAUGGAGGCUCGGCUUUGACUCUCUUUGCUUUCAUGGAGGCUGCUAAGUUUGCUACCCACUGGUUACCAUUUUGUAAGAAGAACAACAUACUAGAGAGGAGCCCUGAAGCAUAUUUCGAAUCAAAUCAUAAUUGCACCUCCGAGACUGAGAAGAUUAAGAUGAUGUAUGAAAGCAUGAAAGUCAAGAUAGAGCAUGCUCUUGAGAGGGGAAAAGUUCAUGAUCAGUACAUCACUGGGGACCAAGAAUGGGAAAUUUUCAAUAAAUGGACUGAUGAUUUCACCCGACAAGACCAUCCUGCUGUGAUUCAGGUGUUGUUAGAUGCUAGUAAGGAUAAAGACAUCGCUGGUUCCUUGAUGCCAAACCUCAUUUACGUCUCCAGAGAAAAAAGCAAGGCUACACCUCACCACUUUAAAGCUGGUGCCCUCAAUGCAUUGAUACGAGUGUCAGGUAUCAUGACCAAUGCACCGGUAAUCUUAACUCUAGAUUGCGACUUCCGCUCCAAUGAUCCUCAAACACCUCUACGGGCAAUGUGUUAUCUGUGUGAUCCAGCGAUUCGACCCGACUUCGCAUUUGUUCAGUUUCCUCAACUGUUUCGCGGAAUCAACAAAAAUGAUAUCUACAACACGGAAUAUAAACGUUUGUUCCAAAUUAAUAUUUUGGGAUUUGAUGGAUUAAACGGCCCUGAUUAUCUUGGAACUGUAUGUUUUUUUCGACGACGAACCUUUUAUGGAACUCCAUCCAACCUAAUAGUACCAGAGAUUCUUGAACUAGCUCCGGAUCAUGUUGUAGACAAACCUAUCCAAUCUCAAUCAAUUUUGGCGCUGGCACAUCGGGUAGCAAGUUGCAAUUAUGAAAACCAAACCAACUGGGGCUCUAAGCUCGGAUUUAGAUAUGGAUCGUUGGUCGAGGAUUACUACACAGGUUUUAGGUUGCACUGCGAAGGGUGGAAGUCCGCAUUUUGUAAUCCUGAGAGGCCUGCAUUUUUGGGUGAAGUUCCCAACAACUUGAUUGAUGCACUGGGUCAGCAAAAGAGAUGGUCAGUUGGACUUCUUGAGGUGGCAUUCUGUAAAUAUAGCCCAGCAACCUAUGGUGUUAGAGCAAUGGGUCCUCUGAUGGGUCUAGGUUACGCACAGUUAGCAUUUUGGCCUAUUUGGUCGAUUCCAAUCAUCACAUACGCUUUCGUUCCCCAGCUAGCUCUUCUCAACAAAGUUCAUGUUUUCCCAAAGGUCUCAGAGCCAUGGUUUUUCUUGUAUGCAUUUCUUUUCUUGGGGGCCUAUGGACAAGAUUGUCUUGACUUCAUCCUAGCCGACGGUUCCAUACAGAGAUGGUGGAGUGAUCAGCGAUUUUGGAUCAUAAAGGGACUAACAAGUUACUUCUUUGGUUCCAUAGAGUUCUUCUUCAAGUUCUUGGGAAUUUCAGCAUUUGGCUUUACACUGACAAGCAAAACAGUUGAUGAUGAGCAAAGUAAAAGAUAUGAACAAGGAAUCUUUGAGUUUGGGGUACAUUCACCCAUGUUUGUGACCCUAACAAUGGCAGCCAUAAUUAAUUUAAUCUCAUUUGUCCAAGGGCUUGUUGAAGUUUUCAAAGGAAACAAUUUGGAGGGAUCAUUUGUGCAGAUUUUCAUAUCAGGUUUUGCUGUGGUGAAUGCUUGGCCUAUUUACGAAGCCAUAGCUUUGAGAAAUGACAGUGGGAAAAUGCCUACCAGGACCACUAUUAUGGCAACACUUCUAGCAGGUGCAUUAUAUACAACAUCAUCUUUUAUUUUCGGGUGA
Dovyalis caffra is the source of this 2220-nucleotide messenger RNA. The record is from the annotation of a GenBank genome assembly. NCBI's taxonomy places the organism in Eukaryota, Viridiplantae, Streptophyta, Magnoliopsida, Malpighiales, Salicaceae.